Messenger RNA from Erinaceus europaeus (western European hedgehog), 1062 nucleotides. RefSeq names its product trace amine-associated receptor 7a-like. Gene Ontology annotation, cellular component: membrane. Gene Ontology annotation, biological process: G protein-coupled receptor signaling pathway. The record is from RefSeq and is a predicted model, not a curated record. The transcript has a single exon. Lineage: Eukaryota; Metazoa; Chordata; Mammalia; Eulipotyphla; Erinaceidae. Bases 31 to 1062 code for a protein of 343 amino acids. Gene Ontology annotation, molecular function: trace-amine receptor activity.
GACAGUUUCAUCAGGUAUCAAAGCAGCAUCAUGAGCAGUGACAUUCCCCCUCCUGUAGCUGUGCAGCUGUGCUAUGAGAACGUGAAUGGAUCCUGUAUCAAAACUUCCUAUUCUCCAGGCCCCCGCCUGAUUCUGUAUGCAGUGUUUGGCUUUGGAGUUGUGCUGACUAUAUUUGGAAACCUCUUGGUAAUGAUUUCAAUUCUUCAUUUCAAGCAGCUCCAUUCUCCAGCCAAUUUCCUCAUUGCCUCUCUGGCCUGUGCUGACUUCUUGGUGGGAGUGACUGUGAUGCCCUUCAGCACAGUGCGGUCUGUGGAGAGCUGCUGGUACUUUGGGCAGAGUUACUGCAUGUUUCACUCUUGUUUCGAAGGAUCAUUCUGUUAUGCUUCUAUCUACCAUCUGUGUUUCAUCUCUCUUGAUAGAUACAUUGCAGUCACUGACCCUCUGGUCUAUCCCACCAGGUUCACUAUGUCUGUUGCUGGCGUGUGUAUUGUUUUCUCUUGGCUCUUCUCCAUUAUUUAUAGUUUUUCCCUUCUUGGCACUGGUGCAAAUGAAGUCGGUCUGGAGGACUUAGUAAGCGCUCUCACCUGUGUGGGAGGCUGUCAAAUUGCAGUGAAUCAAAGUUGGGUAUUGGUAAAUUUUCUAAUAUUUAUUAUCCCCACACUAGUGAUGAUAAUCGUCUACUCCAAGAUUUUCCUGAUUGUUAAACAACAGGCCAGAAAAAUUGAAAGCAUGAGUUCUAAAACCGAGAGAUCAUCUGAUGAUUAUGAAGACAGAGUAGCCAAAAGGGAAAGAAAAGCUGCAAAGACACUGGGAAUUGCAGUGCUAGCAUUUCUGGUUUCAUGGUUGCCCUAUUUCAUUGAUUCAAUAAUUGAUGCCUUCUUAGGUUUCAUCACUCCUACAUAUAUUUACGAAAUACUUGUUUGGUUUGCUUACUAUAACUCAGCAAUGAACCCUUUGAUUUAUGCUUUCUUUUAUCCUUGGUUUAGAAAAGCUAUCAAAUUAAUUGUCACUGGUAGAAUUUUAAGGGGGAAUUCCUCAACAAUAAAUUUAUUUCCCGAGUAG